This is a messenger RNA of Rhipicephalus sanguineus (brown dog tick), 5169 nucleotides long. RefSeq names its product transmembrane protein 114. The transcript has 5 exons. Gene Ontology annotation, cellular component: membrane. NCBI's taxonomy places the organism in Eukaryota, Metazoa, Arthropoda, Arachnida, Ixodida, Ixodidae. The record is from RefSeq and is a predicted model, not a curated record. Bases 635 to 1486 code for a protein of 283 amino acids.
ACAGCGGUGUGUCUCUCGUUCCGCUAGUAGCGUGGUGGCCUGCCAACCCUUGGGAACAAGUGUUUGUGCGUGUGAGGUUACUCCGGCUGGCUGAGAGGAAGUUAGUUGCUCCGAAAGCAAGCGAGGUUUGAACACGAAGUGUCGAAGUCGCCGAAAAGCUCGGCGUUGCCUGCCACAAAGGGCAGGCUACCACCGGGCACCCUCGACACCGUCGAAAUUCUUGUAUCCUUUGUGUGUGUGAGUGCGAGUGGGGGAGUACUACGUCGACAACACCGGCGCUGCGCCGAAACGAACGACGGGAACUAGCAGCAACUGGUGGUGGCCACGAAGCGGAUGCCGUUGUAAUUAAGUCCUUCGUGAACCAACUACCUCAACGUCCGCACCAGCGAACUUCGAACGUCUGUCUCGGGGUCUUGUUGUGUUGCGUGUCUUCCGAGAAUCGGGGCAAAUCGUUCCGGCACUUCUGCUCUGCAUCUGUUGUCAAAAGUGCCUUCUGCUUUCUCAUCUCCUUCUGCUAAACACCCCGCCAGCAGACGUGCAACAGACGUCGUCUUCUCGAGCCUUGUGUUGUGUGCAUCCGAAAGAAACCAGUGUGUUCAUUUUCACCCCGUAAAAUAAAACUCCCGAGAUCAUCAUGGCCUGUUCAGCGGUGACCCUGUCGAUAUCGACCAUCACGGCCGUACUGGCACUGGCAUGCCUGUCCAUCUCGUUCGGCACGGAUAACUGGCUCGAGACGCGCGUCAACCGGACAGCCAUCAGACAGACGUUGCAGAAGGACACCGACGAGUACCGGGCGUACGAGACGAGAAUGGAGUACUUCAGCCGGGACACGGGACUCUUCAGAAUAUGCUUCCCGGAGAAGAAGCCUAAAGGACUGGAGACCUUCAUGUCCCCGGUGCAGACGGAUUGCGUCAACGUCAACUACUACAUUCCCGAGAACGAAGAGUCUGACGGAUUCUCCGAGCAGCGCUGGGAACGACUUCACAUGGCCCGCUCGGUGGUGGCGCUCUUCAUCAUCUCCUUCUUCUUCGCCUUCCUCUCGUUCUUCACGGGCAUCGCCGGUUGCUGGAAGCGAUCGAACAGCAACAUCAUCGCCACCGGUUUGCUGCAGAUACUCGCAGCCUUGACAGUGGCGGGUGCGAUGGGCCUGUGGCACGGUGUUGAGUACUACGACUUCAAGAAGCUUCACGACAGCCAAUCCGUCUACUCCUGGCCAGCCAUCCUGCGGCGCAAGGGAGUGACCGACUUUGCCUACGGCUGGUCGUACAUGCUGGCCUGGGCCGGAGUUGGUACCAGCCUGCUCACUGGCAUCCUCUUCCUGGCCUCGGCGCGCUGCCUGCGGCGCGAGAAGAAGGCUGACCAGGCCAAGAACAUGCAGUACCUCAUGCCCGUCUACCCCGACAAGCGACAGCCGUACGGAUACGCCGCCUACCCGGGACCGUACGCCUACCACCACGGCUCGCAGUACGGGCCGUACGGAUACUGAGACCGAUCCAUCACUUUAUUUUCUUCGCUGCGCGCGCACAACAAAAAACACCACCACCGCCAGAACACACCACCAGGUGGCUCUGCUGUCGCCACCGAUGGCAGUGACGUCAUCGCUCCAACAGGGACACACGAAACAGCAAUUUUAACAAAGUGAAGUAAGCACAAACGAAGACGGACACAAAAACGAGGCAGACAAAGACAAGCGCCUGUCCUUGUCUGCCUCGUCAUAGUGUCCUUGAUCAUUUGCGCUUAUUCCACGAUGUUAAAAUGCAGGAUCGACUAGACCAGCAGUCUGUCCUACUGGAGAAACACCUAGGGGGGCUCGUUCCAUUUACACCAUGGCGGUCUAUACGGAACUCCGAUUAUGUGGUGUACAAACGCCUACCCCUUGCAAGCUAUACGCGGUUUCCCCUGAGCAGCAGCGACAAAUCUCAGAGGCUGUGCUUUUGCAUACUGAAAACGCCGGAUUCGACCGCGUAGUGCCGGAAACACGUCAGUGUCUUUCCGUUCUGCCCUUAUAACUUUCGCUUCCGUUGUGUUGUAAGCCACUCUUUCUCCUAUUUCUACUACUUAGCUUGGGUUUGAAAGAAGCACGUAGUAUACAGGCGAUGUGGUUUGGCUUACACACGUGCAAAGCGUUGUGCCAAUGGCGCUCAGUUCAAGAAUUGACGGAAGUCCAACAAUGGCCUGGUACGCCUUCUUGCACCCAUAUGAGUCGAGCCUAGCCCUAACUUCACUACACCUCGAAUAACACGAAACGUAAUGGGCACCGCAGCGUUGUUUCUAAUCGAUUAGGCUAAACGUCAUUUGAGGCUUCGGAAGGGAACACUCGCGGAAGCGCCAGAACCGCGCCUUUUGGCACCUGGAAGUGCGGAUAUGUUCUGUCGCUUUCGUGGAUGUUAGCCAGUUUCUCAUACCAGCGAGCAACACUGUACAAUAUUGCACGUCUGGCCUAUCCAAGCUGAAAGAGCUCAAUAUGCGUUAGGCUUAGCAUCUAACACAUUGCUAGCCUUAACACUCGACAAGCAAGGACGGAUCGUGCAGUCGCAUUGGCUCAGGAAAACAGGCGUUAGGCUUAUCGUCUGAGGCGAUGUUGCCAGACGAAAAUUCGAGAUUAAGCCAUUAUCUCGGCGAUUCGCCGAGACCUUACUUUAGCAGCAACUGCGUAUGUGAAAUGUAACAGGGGAAUUAAAUCAAAAUGAGACAUUCGUAAGAUCGAGUACCACGUGAUCGAAAUUUUAAUUUGUUCUUUUUUUGCAAGUGUUACAAAAAUAUACGAAUAGUCGAGAGUUGAAGGUGUUUUGUGCGCCACAGCGGCUGGGAAAAAAAUAAAUGACUAUAACUUCUUAUCCUGUGGCAGGCAGAAAAAAAAUAGAAAAAAUAGAAUGACCUGCCUUAGUACUUCUUGCGUGAGUGACUUAACAUGAAAUGUAAUUUCAUGCCUGGCGGCCUGCGUCGCGAUGUAAAAUAUCUUCCCGCGCAGCGACUUCGCCACCCCUUUUUGUACAUAGUCCGCACUUCCACUUUUUACGCUCUAAUCAUUUUACUUUCCGUCCCUGUUGGGUCCCCCAUCCCUAGCUUUAUCGCCUGGCUUGGGCGUAGUGCUGCCUUUUUUUUUUUUUUCAAUAUACGAUGCGUGGUUUUAAGGUAGAGUUAUUGCCGACUAUUAACUCUAGCUUAAGGGCAACACACCAGCGCCAUCUCACAAAUAGAGCAGCUACCGAAUCACGAAAACCGGUAGGUGGAAAUCCCGGAAGUAACGUCUCGCUGUCAACCUCGUUUUAUAACAUCCGUCACGUGUCGGUGACGUCAUUUUCUUAGACCAUACGUCUGCCCUGAACACGUGCUAGGCCUAAGGUGACUUGUUCCUCGCGCUGACAUACAAAUGACGUCGCACAGCAGAUUGACUGCGCUUGCUCACUGAAGAAAUUUCGGGAUGACACAUUGAAUCGCGCAGCGUGUGAACAAGUUCGCAUUGUGCGUUCACGUAGCAAUCACCCUUGAAACAUUCCAAACGUGCCAGUGGAAACAGGUCAAAGCUGUACGUUUCAGUCGAUGCCAUGGAUGCAGAAAGAUCAGCUGACAGAUCCAAACAAGCUACCGCAUUGAGUUCUGUUUUCUUGUUAUUGCGUGUAUGGGUGAGGUAAAACAUCUAGAAUACGAUGCGCAUGACCUGUGGCCCGGUACGUAGGACUAGCAUGUCGUUCUAAGGCUUUCCGUGGACGGCGCUGGUUUUGAAAAAGCUCAUGUUUUUCGUAACAUUGUAUUUUUGUUUUCACUUUUCUUCGUGCCAACAUCAAAACGAGAUCUGUCACCCUCAGUAGUUCUAGAUUCUGCAUCUAUUUCCUUAGUUCUUUUUUCGUUUAAGCGACAGAAGCUGCGAAGUAGCUGAUUUAGGCUUUACGUUCAUGUGUCGUCAAGUUUCUCCUCUUCGCGAAGUCAGCCGCUUCGGCGCUUCCGUCAACCACGACACCGCUACAGCGCUUCCGUUUAUGUGUGUUUAAUUUAAUUCAGAGGUAAUAAAAAAACACAUCGGGGACUACGGGGAUCCAUCUAACAGCGCGCCCGGGCGCAGUGAUACUCAUGAGUGCACUUUGUGGCGCCACCUCGCGGGAAAGGCCGGCAGCUUCCGGUCGUUCCCCGGGCUUACUACUACGCACCAAACCCUGUGUGUGCGGUUUAAACACCAGUGUAGAGUGUUUGCUUUACAGGUCCCGAGGACGUUUACUCACCACUAGGGUUCGGUGUUCCAGUUUAUAUAUAUAUGUAUACAUAUAUUUCUUUUGAAAAAUGUUUCACGCGAGUGUUCACGUCACGUGCUGCACGGGUUUUGCUUGGUCUGCGCGUGCGCAUCGCUCAACACGGCCGCAGACGGCAAACAGAAGAACACGGAAAACGAGAGGUGAUCUGAAGAGAGAUGUCACGUUUUUCAGUGUGUAUUGUGUAGCGUUGAUGACGGGGAUAUGUAGGUAGUACACGUUUUUGCGCGGUGUGUGCUUAACUAACAAGAAUGGAUGGUUAGCUAUGUAGCAGCUCCGCCUUGUGUUUAACCGCAGGACAGUCGAAGUGCCUUUGGGAACGAUUAGCAGUUCACAACCAUGCCUUGUGUACACCAUAAACAAUUAGUAGAAGUUCACGAUCAUACGUGGAACAGACGAUGAACGAUUUGUAGAUGUUCACAACCAUGGGAUGAGCAGACGAUCAAGCAAGAAAUAAACUGAAAUUAGCAGAAGUUCACGAUCGUGCAUUGAGCAGACGAUCAAAUAAACAAUUAUCAGAAGUUCACUAUUACGUGUUGUACAAACGAUAAACGACUAGCAGAUGUUCACAACCAUGGGUUGAGCAGACGAUCAAACGAGAAAUGGAUUGGAAUAAUUUGAAUAAAAUGUACACACCCAGUAGAAAAAUUGUUUAAAAUGCUAUUGUGCAAAGUGUUUCGUGUGCCUUCUCUGAAACACAUUAUCGCUUGUAUGAUUGUAGCGGCAGGGCCAGAAAAUAAAAGGAUUGAUCAUGCAGUGAAUUGAAACUAUGCAAUGUGCACAACUGCGUUGCAGCUUGAUGCUGUGAGGCAUUCACUUUUCUGUAAUUUUUUUUUUGUACUCGAGCGAGUCAUAUGUACUGAGUGUGUUUGUAGAAUGGUUUUGAAAUAAAAUCAACGUGAGCGAUCAGCAAUAAACCGAA